This is a messenger RNA of Amphiprion ocellaris (clown anemonefish), 7004 nucleotides long. RefSeq names its product nucleoporin 214 (gene nup214). The record is from RefSeq and is a predicted model, not a curated record. Gene Ontology annotation, molecular function: structural constituent of nuclear pore; protein binding. The transcript has 36 exons. Gene Ontology annotation, biological process: protein import into nucleus; RNA export from nucleus. Gene Ontology annotation, cellular component: nuclear pore. Bases 128 to 6040 code for a protein of 1970 amino acids. NCBI's taxonomy places the organism in Eukaryota, Metazoa, Chordata, Actinopteri, Pomacentridae.
GACAAAAUCGCGCGGUGUGUCUUCAGCUGUACAAAUGUGUCUCAAAACUUUGUCUCUGAUACACACUAGCAAGGAAUAAACUACAACAACACAUCUGCAGGAAAAGCGACAGCUUCUCAUCUUCAAAAUGAGCGACGACACAGACUCCCCUCCUGAGAGGGAAAUGAAGGAUUUUCAAUUUCGUCAGAUGAAGAAAGCAAGAGUUUUCGAACCUGCUGAAGAUUUGCCAAAAGACAGGUCUAGUCUGCUUGCCAUCUCAAACAAGUUUGGUUUAACUUUUGUGGGGCUUGGCAGAAUAUUCAAAAUAUACUUAACUCAAGAUAUUCUGGCUGCGGAUAAAAUUGAUGGCAACUCCAACGAAGUAGUCAAGGGGAUACCAGCCGUGGCUGAGGUGACUGUGGAACUGGAUCUGCACCACUUGACUCUCAGUUGUGAUGAACUCACUUUGUCAGUCUGUGGCGUGUCUGAGGAGGCGGGUUUGUCCCUCACGUUCUAUGAUGUGCGCACGUUAAUGAAUAAGGCGAGACCACAGAAGCUACCUUUUGCAUCCUUGCAGCCAUCUGUACCCCCUGGCACUUUAGUCCAGGACCUGAAGUGGAAUCCCGCUCAAGCAUCCAUGUUGGCUGCCUGUCUGUCUGAUGGCAGUAUGAUGAUUCUGGAUGUUACUGACGUUGUCAAAGUACAAGCUGAGCUACCUGCUUUAAGUGGCAUCACCUGCAUUUGCUGGAGCCCUAAAGGAAAGCAAGUUGCUGCUGGAAAAAUGAAUGCCACAGUCAGUCAGUAUACACCAGCUCUAGAAGAAAAGAAAGUCAUCCCAUGUCCACACUUCUACACUUCUGAGGAACCUGUUAAAGCUCUGGAUGUGCUGUGGUUGAGAACGUAUGUGUUUGCAGUGGCCUAUGCAGCUGCCGAUGGGUCUCUUGAGACCCCUCCUGAGCUUGUGUUGAUCUCCCUUCCUAAAAAAGAUGAGAAAGUGGAGACAAAGUAUCUGAACUUCGGUGACAGUGUGUACGGCAGCUGCACUGAGCGACAGCACCACUACUUCCUUAGUCAUAUAGAGGACUGGGAUCUGGUGUUUGCGGCAUCAGCAGCUUCCAUUGAGGUCAGCGUUAUUGCCAGACAAGAUGACAAGAUGUGGGAACUUUGGCUCCUAGAAGAUGCAAGCAGGGCUGAGCUUCCAGUGACUGAUACAAGUGAAGACACUUUGCCCCUUGGUUUAGCUAUAGACUACACCAGCCAGCAGGAGAUCCACAUCACUGAUGAGAAGACCUUGCCCCCAGCACCCACAAUGCUAAUGCUGUCCACAGAGGGAUUACUCUGCCCAUUUGCUCUACUCAACCUCAAUCCUGGGGUUAAGCAACUGGUCUCACCUCCUACUGCCCUGUCCUUGGAAGGGGAAAGACUGCCCAAACCAGCUGCCCUCUCAAACCUUGGUCUUACUUCAGUAGCUGCACCCAGUCCUCCAACCAUCGCUGCAUCUUCCUCCGCUGCCCCCUUCAGCAUCGUUCCUGCUGCACCUGUGUCGUCAUCCUCAUCGGGCUUCACUUUCUCGAUCCCGACUACCUGCUCCACCUCAGCCCCUUCGGCGUUCUCCCUGGGGGGAUCGGCACCUUUUGGCUCAGGCUUCUCCUUUGCCUCCAAACCUCCCUCUGACACUCCCUCCGCAUCUUCAGCAUUUUCUUUCAACACCAUCCCUAUCAAACCGUCAGCAGUGGCAGUCCCAGCUCCAGCUUCAACACCUCAGAGCCUUGCCACUGCUUCACCACCGACAGUGAAACUAAAUCUAAAUGAGAGGUUUUCAGCUGUGGAGACUCCACCGCCAGCUUUCUCUUUCAGUUCCUCGCUGCCCAAAACAGUCGCCUCCAGCUCUAGUAGUUUGGCCGCCCCUGCACUCUCGACCACUAAGCCACCAGCAGUAUUAGCCCCAGUGCGUCCAGUUCAAACCACCACACCUCCCACAGUUGUCCAGAAGCCUUCUCCUGCUGCUCAGACCCGUGUCCAAGCUCCACAGGCGGCUGUUAGUAUGAAGGCCCUGGAGAAGCAGUUACAGCAAAAGAAGGACUCUGAUCCCAUCAUGGCUGGUAUAUUGGAGGAGAUUGCACACUUCCAGAAGGAGUUAGAUGACCUUAAGGCACGAAGUGCCAAAGCUGACUUUAAGGUUGGAACUAACGAGGAGAUGAAGGAUUUGAGGAAGGAGUCAGAAGACCUCCAUAUUUUCACCCUGGAGAUCAAGGAAACUACAGAGUCUCUCCAUGGGGACAUUGGCACACUGAAGACAACUUUACUGGAGGGCUUUGCUGGGGCAGAAGACGCGAAGACCCAGAGCGAACUGAGCAAAGACAGAAAUUACAGACAGCUGCUGUACAAAAAACCUCUGGACCCACGCAGCGAGGAACAGCUCAAGGAGAUACGCAGACUGUACCAGUAUGUUAUGUUUGCUGUGGAGGAUGUCAAUGACGUCCUGGAUGUCGAGUGGGAGAAACACCUGGAGAAGAAGAAAAAGCAAAAGCACAUGGUUGUGCCGGGACGUGAAGGUCUGUUUACUACACUGGCCAACAACCUGUACAUCAUCAACCAGCAGAAGAACAGAUUGGACCAGCUGGUGAAGCAACUCACUUCACUGCGCCUCUACAGCAAAACAACCACUCCGACCAUAAACCAAAAUACUGCUACGGCAACAUCAGCUGGUUUGGAAAGUGAGCUUGAGAGUUUAAGGGAUGCCCUCCUGAAAGCCAGACUGGACACUACCUCCCCUCAGGCCAAAUCCAAAUCUCCAGCGGUGAAGAUAUCACCAGUUAAACAGUCACAGCUGCGCAACUUCCUUUCAAAGGGACAGAUGCCUCCUGUGCGCUCAACUGCACCAGCUAACCUGUCCCGCUCAGCCUUCCUUUCACCUAAAUACUAUGAGGACUUGGAUGAUGUGAGUUCGACGUCCUCCCUGUCCCAGCCCUUGGACCCUCACCCACCUGACUUGGAGCUCGAAGAGGAGGAACUGCAGCCACUGCCCCUACCCAUGACUGUCAUACCACCAUCAUUGUCCACUCCCCGCCACCCCACAGUCGUCAGGACCCCCUCUAUCCAGCCGGGCUUUGGAGCCAUCCAGUCCACGCCUUUAACCAAAAUUCACUCAGUACAGGGUAUGGGCUUUGGUCUCAGCCCCAUUGCCAGCCCUGUUCCAACCAAUAAGAUCAACCUCAGUGGGGCCGAUAGCACUGCUCUUGCCACCAAGACAGUAAAGCAUGGAGCUCCCCCUACUGAGAGGGCCAUACCUGUCACCAUCCCUGCCCAGCAGGCUGCAGCCACAGCUGCUCUACGCAGGCAGAUGGCCAAUCAGAAGACAGCUGUUGUCAGUACUUCCCUGACAGAGUCCACUUUGAAGACAGUUCCUCAGGUGGUUAAUGUCCAGGAGAUCAAGGACAAAGGGCCUCCUGUGCCGGUUUCUUCCAUCAUCAGCUCCUCAGCACCAGAUCCAACCUCUCAGGCCUUUGCAGCAGUGUCCAACCAAGCCAAACGAAAUCCUGCCCAAGGUAUCCAAAAGAUGUCCACUGAAAAUACAUCCAUCCCACAGACAAGCUUUGUGUUUGGUCAGCCGUCCAAAACAGAUCUUUCUGUGGCUCCUGCUAGCUCAGUGGAGCAAAGCACCAGCAAAGGAUUCUCUUUCGCUUCAGGGUCUUCAGGCUUCAGCUUCGCCUCAGUGUCACAAGGAGCUGGAAUGCCACAAGUGAAGGAUGUGAAUAAAUUCUCCUUUGCUGGAAAUGGCAAGAUGGUGUUUGGCCAGACUGCAGAGGAGUCCUUCUCGCUCACCCCUAAGUCCACCUCCCCUGCUCUUGGCUCUGGGUCCCCCACGUUGGCUCCAAACCCAUCAGGUGAAGCAGUCAAACACACCUCAACCACAGCUGCUCUCAGGACAGACCCACAGCCUCCAAAGACGAUCGGAGGAGAGACUCUGGGCAGUUUCUCUGGACUGCGUGUGGGCCAAGGUGAAGAAGCAAAAGAUUCUACCACCAAACCUGCUGCUGCUGCGUUUACUUUUGGGGAGAGUGGACUUGGCAUUAGCAAGGGAGCACCACAGUUUAGUUUUGCUGCGGGUCUCCAAAAGUCUACAGAAGAUUCUGCAGCAGCAGACUUGUCCAAGGGCACAGCAUCUGGCAGUUUGUUUAAGCCUCCUGAAUCAAACUCCAAGCCAGUCUUCUCUGUUCCACAGUCUGGCUCAACUGCCUCAGCUUUGCCUACAUCUUUCAGUAGUCUUCUUGCAGCUUCUUCAGAUUCAUUAGAGGAGCCGAAGGCUCCUCCGCAACCUUCAGAACCCACACCGCCCCCUGACAAAGAGUCUACUCUCACUGAACCUGUGGUAGAGAGCACCAGUAGCUCUGUAGUACCUGAGCCUGCGGCAGAUGCAGCCACCACAGAAACCACAGCAAUCACACCGACACCCGCAGCACCAACACCGUCCCUUCCUUCGGCCACUACUGCCCCUGCUCCAGACCCUCCCUCUACCAUCACUGCACCAGCUGAAGCAACGCCUCCAGCACCAGCCAGUGCUCCUUCUACAUUAGAAGUCACACCUGACCCCUCUGCCAGUGCUCCUGUGCCUACAUCAGCUGCUGUCACCACAGCACCUGUAACCCAGGUAGCUCCAGCAGCAUUCCAAGUGCCCAAUUCUGACAAACCUGGAUCCAUUUUUACUCAGCCUGCUCCUGUCACAACAGACAGCAGCUCCCUUGGAGUCACACCAGUUAUCAUCACAGUUACUCCAGCAGCCACCACUCCCACCCCUACAGUUGUGAACAGUGCAGCAACUACUACUGCUAACACAGUGUUUGGGCAGUCUGCAGCACCUCCAGUUUCUUCAGCCCCAGCAUCCACAGGAUUUGGCUCAGCUGGGUUUGGUGCAUCAACUGGAGCAGGUUUCGGCAAAUCCGUUUUUGGCCAGGUGAGUGGCUUUGGCCAGCCUGCCAGCAACACUGGAACAUCUGGUGGUUUUUCUUUUGGCCAAUCUGCAUUUGGAGCAAGUUCUAGUGCUGCGACAACUGGAGGAGGGGGUCUUUUUGGUGCUUCUACUGCUAGCAAUGCGAGUUCCUUUUCCUUUGGUACGAGCAGUGCCAACACAUCCAGCAGCACUGGCUCCGGGCUGUUUGGACAAAGCACAGCCCCAGCGUUUGGCCAGAGCUCUGGAUUUGGACAAGGAUCUGUGUUUGGGAGUAACACCACCACAUCCUCAUCUUCAGGAUUCAGCUUUGGACAGCCCUCAGCUUUUGGCUGCUCUUCUGCCACCCCUGUGUUUGGCCAGCAAUCUAACAGCGGGAGCAUAUUUGGACAGCAACAGCCAUCAUCUGGCGGAAGUCUAUUUGGCUCAAGUUCAGCCAAUACAGCCGGCUCAUCUGCUGGUGGAGGAUUCUUCAGUGGUCUGGGAGGCAAACCGAGCGAAGACGCUGCCAACAAGAACCCGUUCGGCACUGCUGUCUCCACUGGAGGGUUUGGACAGUCCACUCAGACAGGUACCAACAGUCUCUUUGGGAAUAGUGGUGCCAAGACAUUUGGUUUUGGACAGUCCUCCUUUGGAGAGCAGAAACCUAGCGGAACCUUUAGCACUGGAGGAGGAAGUGUUGCAUCCCAGGGCUUCGGCUCCUUUUCUUCACCUACAAAACCAGGUGGUUUUGGCAGUGCUCCAGUGUUUGGGAGUCCCCCUUCUUUUGGUGGUACCCCAGCAUUUGGUGGUGGAGCAUCAUUUGGCUCCAGCCCUUCUUUCAGCAACCCCAUGGGUUCCUCAGCCGGUAAGGUGUUCGGAGAGGGAACAGCUGCUGCCAAUAUGGGAGGAUUUGGGUUCGCCUCACCCCCCAGUGCCCCGUCUUUUGGUGCUCUAGCCAAUCAGGCCGCUCCGUCAUUCGGGAGCCUGGCCCAGCAGGGCCCUGGGUUUGGAAAUCAGCCCAGCAGCUUCUCGGGCUUUGGACAACAGCCACAGGCAGGAGGAUUCUCCGGAAACACCUUUGGGUCUGCAAAUCAAUCAAGUCCACAAACAUUUGCCAGUUGGAGAAACUAGUUUUGUUAAGGCUCCAUGAGUAACUGUACGCACCGCUGCGAUUAAUCUUCCUUCAAUCAAGCUCUUUGUGCCACACAAUGGGAGAAGAGAAAUGCUAAAUCGCAUUUGGGUUUAAGGGAUAAAUAAAGUGAAGUAGGAGAUAUAUUUUCAUGCAUUUUCUUUGUAAAAACAUUUGGAUAUUUUAGAAAAAUACAGCUUUUCAGUCAACUUGUUUGCUGUCUCCAUAUACUUUAUUCAUUUAUGCCAUUUUAGGAGGUCUUAGCUUCUUAAGACAGUGAGGUCAAGUACUGCCAUUGAUACGAGCAGAAGAAUGUACAGAAUGUAGCCACACGGUCUUUAUCGAUAUACACUACCAGUCAAAAAUUUGGACACACCUUCUCAUUCAAUGCUUUUUAUUUAUUUCUAUUAUUUUGUGCAUUGUAGGUUAAUACUGAAGAUUCACACUUUUUUGUUUACAAUAUAAUUCCAUAUGUAUUCUUUUAUAGUUUUCAUGUCUUCAGUCUUGAUCUACAAUGUACAAAAUAAUCAACUAAAAACCACUAAAUGGGAAGCUGUAUCCAAACUUUUGAUUGGUAGUGUAAUUACAAGGUAAUUUAGCCUUAUUUCAUGUUGUGGCUAGCAUUUAAAAUAUUCAGUUUCUGCAGCUGUACAAAACCUUUCAAGCUUUCCUACUGAACAUUUCACGCUUUCAUGAAAUUAUGCAGAACUGUGUUCUCAGUGUUGCUAUAUAUUAAAAUUCAGCUCAGUGCUGUGUAACUGUCAAUGCAGCCUCCAACAGAUAUAGCGUAUGUCAAAAAUGUACCUCUUUGAAGAAGGUAUUAAAAUUAAACACACCCAGCGUUUUGAAUGAUAAUGAAAAGUCUUUGAAAUGCAAAGGGGAAAAAACUUUUUCAACUGAUUUUUUGCAGUAAGCCCUUCCCUGGUUGUAUAUUUUUACAUGGAAUAAAUGAAAUUUCUCAAGUUA